AUGGAAGAAGAUUCAGAGAUAGGUGGAUUGAUUGCUGUUAGGUCUCAUGGAGAAUUACAAACUGUCAGUACCCCCAAUUUGCCUCAAACUGACACCACCAUUCUUGCAAGAUGUACUUCAAGCCCAAAAAAACGUGGCAGGCCAAAGGUUAUGGAGAAAAUUGAUGCUGCUAAUGAUGGAAAACGUUCAAGACCAAAAAAGCCUAGCAGGCCCAAAGUCCAGAGAGGCCUCUUCACAGAGAAAAAGGCCACAAGAGAGAGCAUUGUUAGUGGAACAAUUGCAUGCAUUAAAUAA
Dovyalis caffra is the source of this 294-nucleotide messenger RNA. The record is from the annotation of a GenBank genome assembly. NCBI's taxonomy places the organism in Eukaryota, Viridiplantae, Streptophyta, Magnoliopsida, Malpighiales, Salicaceae.